UUAGAUUUGUUUAUUUUUUCGGAACACAAAUAAAACUUUAAGGAUAUAAACUUACAAGACAUAACCCCCUCUAUAAGUUUGUCCUUAAUCUGCAAAAAAUGCUCCUAGAAUCGGGGAAGGCAUGUGUGCUUCUAAGAGCCCGUAUACCUUUGGGUCUAUAUAACCUAAAGAAGAUGUCAGUUGUUCAAGUCUUCAAAGGAAGAUACUGGAUGAGAAAUUCCGUAGCAGCGACUACAAAUACCAUCCCUAUCAAGAGAUCACAGGGCUCUAUGUUUACAUCUCAGAACAUGGAUUGGAUGACCCAAGGAGGAUCACUUAUAAGAAGCUAUAGUACCGAAUCCGCUUCCACACAGACCACUGCUACUGUCAAACUGAGCAAAAGGGAGCAACUGAAGCAGGCUUUCAAGGAAUAUGGAGCCACCAUUGUGGUCUUUCACGUGGUCAUAUCCGUGAUUUCCCUUGGAGGUUUCUAUCUACUUGUAUCCAGUGGAAUCAACCUGAUGCCCAUACUGGAGUUCCUUGGAAUAGGAUCAUCGGCAAUUGCCGAUAAAAUAGCGACAGGAAGCACCUUUGUCGUGGCCUUUGCCGUUCACAAAAUAUUUGCUCCAGCCAGGAUUAGCAUCACAUUGGGUACAACACCAUUUAUUGUGCGCUAUUUACGAUCCAAAGGACUCCUAAAGCCAAAAACUGGAAGUACAUAGAGGCCUUAUAAACUUAUAGUUUAUUAUUUUGUUAUCGGAAUAACACUUUGUAAAUU
Drosophila suzukii is the source of this 757-nucleotide messenger RNA. RefSeq names its product protein FAM210B, mitochondrial. NCBI's taxonomy places the organism in Eukaryota, Metazoa, Arthropoda, Insecta, Diptera, Drosophilidae. Gene Ontology annotation, cellular component: mitochondrion. The record is from RefSeq and is a predicted model, not a curated record.